AUGUCCGUCUUUACCGAUUCACCGCGUCCAUUACUGUCCUCCACCUCUUCUCCCAUGACUCCCGAUCUCCUCCAGAGCAGGCGUUCUUCACGCCCCAGCCAGGUCCGGACGGAUCUGGUCCCUCCAUCACAUGCCCAGCUCGUCGUUAUACCACCAUCAGCAGUCAGCAACUCGUCCGCCUCCACCAUGUGGCCAAGCUCGCAACAUGGCUCGCCAACCCAGUCUAUGGAGGCUGUUGCCAGUCUCACGACGGCCAGCUCCCUACAGGGCUCACCAGACUCGCUGGAGCCGGGGCAGGAAAAGGGGCUUGAGCUCGUCACCCCUUUGCAGCUUCCGGAGGCCAUUGUCUCGAAGCAGCCUGACCAGACUACCACCACAUUGUCUCGAAGAACCAGCAACACCUCACUCGGCAGCACCCUGAAGAGCCCCCUUGGAAGCACAACGGCCAUGGCUGAGGCUAGCAAGUCGAUGAGCCUGAUCCGUCGAACCUCGAGCUCGCUUCGUAAUAGGGCCAAUGGCCUGUUCCCUCGAAGGGGUUCCUCAACCCAUCCAAGGAGCCGGGAUGGGAGCGUUGGUCCCGGUGUCAUGCGAAGGAGGGGCAGUAUGAGCAAUCCCGGCACCCCCUAUGACAAUAUCAGUCCCUUCGAGACUGAUUCAGAUGAUGAUGUGGUACUCGUGGGCGUCGAUGAAGUAUUUGGCGGUGAUGGGGCCAUCCGAGAACCAAGCCCUCUUGCUUCAACACAAUUGGCCGCGAGUUUUGGCUCCGUUCCGCUCUCCCUCCGCCAAGGGACACCACUGACGAAAAUCACCAAAAAGAACAACCGAAAGCGUAUCGUUCUGACUCUGGACCCCGACUCGGCCAAAAUCUGGUGGGAUCGGACCAAGGCAUCCAAGUGUGUUUAUGUCGACGACAUCAAGGAGAUUCGCAUGGCGGGAGACAUUGGACAGUACUUGCUCGAUGCGAAACUCGAAGAAAAGGACAGGCCCAGGUUCUUCUCCUUGAUGUAUGCGGUUCCAGGGAAGCCAGGGGUAACAAAGUGGCUACACCUCAUCACCGACACAGACAAGGCCUUCUACGACUGGACCCAGACACUUGGAGCCUUCUCCCAGUACCGGCAAGAUUUUGCGGCCAGCCUUAUGGCUUUCAAUGACGAUGCUGUUCGUGUUUAUUGGGACCGGGAGAUGGAAAAGCGGUUCGGUGCGGUGCGUUCCAAGGAGGCCGAACAAAUCGAAUUUGCCGAUGUUGAACGUGUGUGCCGAAACCUGCAUAUUCAUGCGUCUACCGAUUCACUGCGGAAAAUCUUCAACACUAUCAAGGGCAAGCCCCUGUCGUACUCCCAGAGCAGCAACCUUGGCCUCAACUUUGAUGAAUUUCUUGAAUUUGUACGAAUGAUGAAGGCGCGAGAAGACAUCCGCCGCGUAUAUCAAGAACACACCGCGAGUCAGGAGAGUGGUAUGACCAAGCCCGAGUUCUUGCAGUUCUUGCGACUUGUGCAGUGUGAGAAUGUCGAUGAGGACUUGGCAACUUGGGAGGCCACAUUCGCUCGCUUUGCGCGCAGGGGCAAAGCGAAGGAUGCCGAGUCUCAGGGUGAUGCAGGUCUUACCAUGUCAGAGGCCGCGUUUGCCAGUUAUCUUUCCUCUUCUUCCAAUGCCGUCAUUCCCAAAGCACCACAAAAGUACGACCUGAACAGACCAAUCAACGAGUACUACAUUUCCAGCUCCCACAACACCUACUUGCUCGGUCGUCAAGUAGCAGGCACCUCUAGCGUAGAGGGCUACAUCUCUGCACUGAUGGGAGGUUGCCGAUGUGUCGAGGUCGAUUGCUGGGAUGGUGCUGAUGAUCAGCCCGUCGUCUCGCAUGGUCAUACGAUGACCACGCGCAUCUCCUUUCUCGAGGUCAUCAAGACCAUCAACAAGUACGCCUUUGUCAAGUCUCGGUUUCCUCUCUGGAUCUCCCUGGAGGUGCGGUGCAGCCAAGCGACGCAGGUCAACAUGGCCAAGAUCAUGAUCGAGAUCUUUGGUGACAAGCUGGUGCAAAAGCCUCUCGAGUCCUUCACUGAUCGCCUCCCAACCCCGUCAGAUUUACUGGAGCGUAUCCUCAUCAAGGUCAAGAAGCCGCAACAGCCCGACCCCGUCGAGCGGGUUGGUCGUAGACGCGGCAACAGCAUGCCUUCGCCAUUCCAACGCCCACUGCCAGACAACGGACCGGUCCCAUCCAGUCCCCUCCUGAGUCCCACAGCGAUGGCCCGCACCAACCGCAUCAACACCAUUACCGAGGGCAAGGUUCACGACACGCCCAGCAGCAGCCCCAGCGAGUGCGACAGCGAGAGCGAAAAGGAUUCGGCAAGAAAGGUGGUCAACAGUAAGAUAAGCCCGGUGCUCGGCGCGCUCGGAGUUUACUGUGUCGGUAUCCAAUUCGACGGCUUCGAUACUCAAGAGGCCAAGUCGUUCAACCACAUCUUCUCAUUCAAAGAGAAGACGUUUGCGGAGAAGAACCAACCUGGCCCAUCGAAGCAGGCGCUCUACCGCCAUAAUAUGCGGCACUUGAUGCGGGUUUAUCCCAAUGGUGGGCGCAUCACAUCCAGCAACUUCGACCCACUGAUCUACUGGAAGCGCGGAGUGCAGAUGGCGGCGCUCAACUGGCAGACAUUUGACCUCGGCAUGCAGCUGAACCAGGCCAUGUUUGCUGGCGGAACAGACCAGUCAGGUUAUGUUUUGAAGCCAUUAGAGGGGCGUCAGAUCCAGCUCAUGCCCAACUUGACCGCUGAUGAAUGCGUGGGCAAACGGCCGCGCAAGAGGGUUUCCUUUGAUAUUGAUGUUAUUUCAGCCCAGCAGUUGAUGAGGCCGCUCAAUCUCGGAGAGAAACGGACGUUGGAUCCCUACGUCGAGGUUGAAGUCUUCCUUGCCGACGACAAGAGAAACAAGAACAAUGCCGUCUCCAACGUUACCGUCGAAGAGUCGAAGCGCACCUACCGCUCCAAGUUUGUUCGCGACAAUGGCUUCAAUCCCGAGUUCGACAUGUCCUGUUCGUUCGACCUGACCACCAAAUACCCGGACUUGAUCUUUGUGAGGUUCAAGGUCAAGCAGGCCGAAUCCAAGGGUUACAAUGAGAAAUCUCCUCCUCUGGCAACCUACACUGCCAAGCUUUCCAACCUCAAGCAAGGCUACCGCACAAUCCCACUCCUGAACAAGGAAGGCGAACAAUUCCUGUUCUCCACUCUCUUCGUCAAGAUCCGCAAGGGUCCCGUGGAGGUGUUCAUGGCUGAUUAUCAGGAAGAGGCCCCCAAGAACGGGAACAGACUCAAGAAUAUUGGCAGGAACGUCUUCAACCAAUCCAACACGAGCCCCAAGUCAAGCAUGGACAGCGGCCGUUCCUGA
Messenger RNA from Podospora pseudocomata, 3378 nucleotides. RefSeq lists its product as uncharacterized. The record is from RefSeq and is a predicted model, not a curated record. The coding region runs from base 1 to 3378 and encodes 1125 amino acids. The transcript has a single exon. Gene Ontology annotation, biological process: phosphatidylinositol-mediated signaling; lipid metabolic process; release of sequestered calcium ion into cytosol. NCBI's taxonomy places the organism in Eukaryota, Fungi, Ascomycota, Sordariomycetes, Sordariales, Podosporaceae. Gene Ontology annotation, molecular function: phosphatidylinositol-4,5-bisphosphate phospholipase C activity.